Molecule: messenger RNA, 2334 nt
Organism: Naegleria lovaniensis
Lineage: Eukaryota; Heterolobosea; Eutetramitea; Acrasida; Naegleriidae
Exons: 6
Coding region: 1-2334 (777 amino acids)
Biological process (GO): nucleocytoplasmic transport; activation of GTPase activity
Cellular component (GO): nucleus; perinuclear region of cytoplasm; cytosol
Molecular function (GO): GTPase activator activity; small GTPase binding
Source: RefSeq, a predicted model, not a curated record
AUGCUUGAUAAAUACUUCUCAGAGAUCUUUCUGGCUUACUGUGGCGAUACUCAGCAACGGCCGGAGAGAGAAUUGGCUCUGAAUUUGAAACAAUUGUUGGAUAAACGAUGUAAUUCGGAGAAGUUUGUGAUGAGAUCCCAGAGAAUUGGGCUUGGAACAGCGAGCUCUUUGGCCAGAUAUUUCGCUCAAGUCAAUAGCAAGGAAAAUCCAUUACUUAUUUUGGAUCUACACGAAAAUGUUAUUCGGGAUAAAGGAGUCCAAGCAUUGAUGGACGAAUUAAAAUCAUUGAACACGCUGAAAGUAUUGGAUUUUGGUAGUAAUGAUUUAGGCUCGGAAUCAGCCUUACUAUUGGCUGAAUAUUUAAAAAGUCCAGAUUGUACACUUGAGACACUAUUGCUAGGAAGCGAUAAUUCUGAUUUAUAUGCAAACAAAAUUGAUGCGGAAGGAGGUGUUGCCAUUGCUGAAGCCUUGCUCGGAAAGAAAACUCAGCAAGCUUUCUUUGCUCUUGCUGAUGCCUUUGAUGAAAACAAAACAAUUGCUUGCUUAAGGUUAGGUCAAACAAGCAUGGGGUCUGUUGCUGCUAUCAAUGUCAUUCAAUCUUUGGAAGGUAACGAAAAUUUAAGGUAUCUCGAUAUUCAUGGGAACAAGUUGUCGAUGGACAUUGCAGAAAGUCUUGGGAAAAUGACAUGCUCGUGUCCAAGCUUAUCAGUGCUUCUUUUGCAUGACAACAACAUCAAAAAUCGAGGAACAGAAAUUUUGUGUAAUUAUUUACAGGCAGAGUCUUUUCUGACAGUUUUGAAUUUAGCGGGAAAUGGUAUCACAAAUGAUGGUGCUUUUGCUAUUUCAAACUACCUGUCUUCACGACACACGCUAACAUAUCUCAAUAUUAGUCACAAUCAAAUUGCAGAAGAAGGAAUUGAAAGUAUAGCAGCAGCUAUCAACAAUCCUCAAUCCUGUCUUCACACGUUAAUUGUGAGUAACAAUAGAAUGGGAAACGGAGGAGCGAAAGCUCUUGCAAAGUGUGUUGAAUACGACCAAUGUGGAAUUGUAAAUUUAGAGUUAAAUGCUUGUGGAAUUGGAGACAGUGGAGCAGUUGCUCUUUGCUUGGCUCUUACUUGCAACACCAAUUUAUUGUACUUAAAGAUGCAUAACAAUCACAUUUCCGAAGAAGCCGGACUUGCAAUUGUUGAUCUCCUUGAAAAGAAUCACACCAUUGUAUCUUUUGAUGUGAGAGGAAAUCAAUUAGACCAUCCUACAUAUUUGAAAAUUAAGAAACUCAUGCAAAGGAACAAAACUGAUAAAAUGUUGGUCGAGCCUAACAAAUUACGAAGAGAAGUGAUCCGAUUAAAAUAUGUUCGUCAUUUAUUGGAGGAGGCUUCAAAAGAAUUAGAAUAUCAAGAAAAUGUAAGACAUGAAACUACUUCCAAGGUUGAAAGAAUCAGUGAAAGAAUUAAGGUAAUUUCCGAAGAGACAGACGCUUCAGCCAACGAAAUAAUUGUUCAAAUACAAGAGGAACAGAAACGAAUAGAUUAUUACCAAAACAAAAUUGCCACCAUUCUAGAAGAAAAGAAGAAAAGAGAUGAAAUUAGUUCAGUAAGAUGGCAAGAACUUUCAGCCCUGCUUCAAAAAGAACAAACAGCAAAAGAAGAGCUUGAACACGAGUUAAAUGAGCUAAAGUUGGGAAUGGCAGAUGCAAAGCGUAAAAAAGAAAUUGAAACCAGAUCUCUUCAAGAAAAGAUAAAAUCCACCAAAAUUCAAACGCAAGAUAUGGAACGAAGAAGAGAAAAAUGCUCAAUGGAUAUUGUAGAUAUGCGAGUAAGAUUACACGACUUGGAGAUGGAAUAUUUGGAAAAGUUUGGAAGUGAUCAGCAGGAAAAGAUCAACGUACUAUACCAAAAAUUGAAAAUGGAGGACGAAGAACUCUUCGCUAAACAAACCUCAAUGACUAAUCUUUUACAAAAUGUUGAAAGCUUCAAAAAGACGCCGAGAUAUUUACAACCACACUCCCAACCUAACAUUUCCCAACAUUCUGAAAGUUCUUCUUCUAUUGGAUCCAAGAAGCCAACAGUGGAGAGCUUGCCAAUUGACUCCAAAUCUAGCACUACUACGUCGACAGCCAAGGAGCCCAAGUCCUCAAGCAAUCCAUCCACUGGACGAAAAGGAGACCGAAGAAAGUCGAGUCCUCCUGCGUCAAGCAGACGGCAAUCUACUUCUCAUGCUUCAACAACUGCAGCAACAACAACUGCAUCUACUCAACCUCCUCAAGCUCAGCCAACUGGAAAGAUGAGAGUCACCAACUUGAGUAUUUAUGAUUCGAAUAUUAUUAAUAAAUAA